AGUGGUUCGUCUCUCCGUCCCGAUUCCUGCGCCUGUUCAUUCUACAACGUCUUGCGUUCCUACUUCACCUUUUCUUCGAAACUAAUCACAGGUCCUUAACACAGAGAACGCGCUCUGGAACCUUAUCGAGUUAUUCUCCUACUUGGACUACUCUUGCAUUAACGUGCUCGGAGACGACAAGGCGAUGCUGUCCCUCAACCCAUUGUUUUUCGACUCGGUCGAAUCACAACCGGGGGACCUAUGUAGAAAACUUUACACCCAGAUCGCGCAGAUGGUGGAGGAGGCCUACCUUGUGCAAAUGGCCGAUGCGGAACCUGGCCUCCCCCACAUCUUCUACUUCGACCACAUGAAGGCUCGCCUCGUUAAUGGCGUGCCCCAGCUGCCCAACCCACCAUACACGACACGCGACGCCGUAGUGAACGUCAACACUGGAAGCUUUCUCAGCUCUGGAAACGAUCUGCUCUCCCGACUAACGGACGUGAUGGGUCUGUAUAGCGAGCCCCAGGGGCCGCAGCAGGAGCUGGAGUUCAACGCGAUUCUGGAGCCGUCGCAGGUGCUGGCGUUCCAGUUGUCGCACGGGAGCUCGUACGUGGGCGGCUAUUAUCAAGCCUCCGCGCACGCCACGCACGACGGCUUCCGCUUUCCAACUUCCUUCUUCCUCGACCAGUUCCUGAUGCAGAACGUCGAGACGGCGCUCCAGCUGCGCGAUGCACGACUGGGCAUGCUGGCAGAUAUCCGGCAGUGCCAGGGGAGGAGGGGGUUGUUGACGCGGUUUGAGGUGAGAGUUGAGAGGACGGCGAAUCCAACGUUGCUGGUUGUAACCACGGAAAAAGCGUUUGCUUGCCGACGUAUGAAUGACUGACAAUUAUUCGCUCAUCAGGAAAGCGACGUUUUGGGCAACUUGCGCGCCAACGCGUACUACUUCGAGCACGUCGCGAGCGCGAAGGACGCGCCGGAC
Messenger RNA from Schizophyllum commune H4-8, 958 nucleotides. RefSeq lists its product as uncharacterized. Bases 185 to 862 code for a protein of 225 amino acids. The record is from RefSeq and is a predicted model, not a curated record. The transcript has 3 exons. NCBI's taxonomy places the organism in Eukaryota, Fungi, Basidiomycota, Agaricomycetes, Agaricales, Schizophyllaceae.